Messenger RNA from Clupea harengus (Atlantic herring), 2823 nucleotides. Its product is annotated as splicing factor U2AF 65 kDa subunit-like. Gene Ontology annotation, biological process: mRNA processing. Gene Ontology annotation, cellular component: nucleus. The record is from RefSeq and is a predicted model, not a curated record. Gene Ontology annotation, molecular function: RNA binding. Lineage: Eukaryota; Metazoa; Chordata; Actinopteri; Clupeiformes; Clupeidae.
AUUGGGAAGCUCAUAACCAACAUCAUGGAAUUUGUUAACUCAUUUUGCCAAUAUACGCAAAUGUUGUCUUAACAUUACCGUCUUCUCUUGAUACCUACGUUAUUUACACCAGUCCAUCCAAGGCUUGCGAAAUCUAUUUAGCUUGCGAAAAGGGGGUUUCUGUUACCUAGUAGCAGGACCAAUGAGGUGUACCUCCUGAGGCUGUCUCACACUCCAAACCUUGAUCCGCACUUGCUUUGGAAAAUGUCGGAAUUUGAGGAGUUUGAGAAACAACUAAGCGAAAACCGGCAAGAGAGAGAGAAGGAACAGCACAAGAGAAGGAGCCGUAGCAGUUCGCCCAGCCGUAGCGACAAACACCGCAAUUGGAGCAAAGACCGGGGCAGUCGGGAUAAACGCAGUCGCAGCAGGGACCGCAAGAGCGGCGACAGGAGGAGUAAUUCCAGAGAUCAUAAAAAGCACAGUUAUUCUCCACGGAGAACAAGGAAGAAAAAGGCAUACAAGUACUGGGACGUGCCUCCUUCUGGCUUCGAACACAUCACUCCCCUGCAGUACAAGGCCAUGCAAGCUGCUGGCCAGAUCCCCACAAUAGCACUGCUGGCGACUUCCAGCACAAGCGGAGUGGCUGUGACACCCACACAAGUGCCUCUUGUGGGAAGUCAGAUGACCAGACAGGCCCGACGCCUCUAUGUUGGCAAUAUUCCUUUUGGUGUGACUGAGGAGUCCAUGGCAGAGUUUUUCAAUGCCCAGAUGCGACUGGCUGGCCUCUCCCAAGCCCCCAGUAACCCUGUGCUGGCCGUACAGAUCAAUCAAGACAAGAAUUUUGCAUUUUUAGAAUUCCGGUCUGUAGACGAAACCACCCAGGCCAUGGCGUUUGAUGGAAUCCCCUUCCAGGGGCAGUGUCUAAAGAUCAGACGGCCGCACGAUUACCGCCCCCUUCCAGGGAUUGCGGAGCAGCCAGCUUUUCAUGUACCAGGUGUUGUAUCCACAGUGGUUUCAGACUCCCCACAUAAACUCUUUAUUGGAGGACUCCCCAAUUACCUCAAUGAUGACCAGGUACCUCUCUCCUGCUCUCUUGUGCAGGUUAAGGAGCUCUUGACAUCCUUCGGUCCUCUCAAAGCUUUCAACCUUGUCAAAGACAGUGCCACAUCACUGUCCAAAGGUUACGCUUUCUGUGAGUACGUGGACAUCAGCGCCACCGAUCAGGCGGUGGCUGGUCUGAACGGUAUGCAGCUGGGCGACAAAAAGCUCAUUGUCCAGAGGGCGAGCGUGGGGGCCAAGAACGCUAAUCCGACGGCUGUUAUUGAGAUGCCGGUGAUGCUGCAGGUGCCAGGAUUGCAGAAGCUGCAGAACUCGGGCCUGCCAACUGAGGUGCUGUGUCUGCUCAACAUGGUCAUGCCCGAGGAGCUGGUGGACGACGAGGACUACGAAGAGAUCCUGGAGGACAUCCGGGAGGAAUGCUGCAAGUACGGCUCUCUGCGCUCCAUUGAGAUUCCGCGACCCGUGGACGGAGUGGAGGUCCCGGGCUGUGGAAAGAUCUUUGUGGAAUAUGCGUCUGCAGCUGAAUGUCAAAAGGCUAUGCAAGCAUUAACUGGACGCAAGUUUGCUAACAGGAUGGUCGUCACCAAAUACUAUGACCCCGACAUGUAUCACAGACACGAGUUCUAAGGAGAGGAGGUGUGAGCCGAGUAGAAAGAGCCUCAUGUGCACAUCUGCCUUCACCUGUGUGGCAUAUAUGACAAACAGGAGAUUUUCAUUCAGCCCCUUGUACUCUAUCCGCAAGCUAUUUACAGCUGUCACUGAAGACUCAAGUUCAAAAGGAAUAGAUCUUCCAAAGAUUUUUAUAGAAAUUGUCAAACUUAUAAUACUCUGAGGAUCUAAUCAUUUCAUUUAGCUAUUGCUGUAGACAGGCAGUCAGUUAAUGCUUUAUAAUGUAAAGAAAACUGUUCUUUGUGAAGUUUACAAGACACGUUAUAUUUUUGGGAACGGAGUAGUAGAGAUGUUUGUAUUAAUGUAAAACUAAUCCCCUGGGUAUAACUCUCAUAUAUUUACCAGUUAAUGCUAUUUGCUUUUAGUAGCCUAUCAUUUAGACUAAACUUUCCUGAAAAUGUUAGUUUUUUGUGAGAUGAAUUCCCCUAAUAAUGCAGAAUUGUAUAUAGACUGCUGCACAUGGAAUAGCACACCCAUGACUAUGCUGUUCUGAAGCAAAAGUCAUGGUAUGAUGUACUUUUCCAGGUAAGAUAGAAAUGCAAAGACAAGGCACAUACAAAAUAGCACAAUGUGCUUAAAAUUCAAUUGAAAACAUGUAUCUUCAGAUGGUACUGAUGAACACAUGAACCGUAACUAUGUUUUGGAUUUUGUGUGUAUAUGUAUGUGUGGGGGGCGGAGGUGUUGCGUUGAAAUGGUAUGAUGGUCUAUACCUUCUUAAUUUUAUGAUUGGGUAUGACAUUUAUAUACUUUAGGUCAGUAAUGGUGUGUGUGGUCAGAACUGCUCUUGAGCUUCUAUGGAAGGAUUUAUUUAUUAAUCUUAGUAUUUAAGAUUUCAGACAUUUGCGAAAGGCAACAUCAUGGAAGUUUGCAUUACACUGGAAAUGAUGCUGCCAGAGUCUGCCUAUUCCAAUCACUUAUUGGAAGUAGCACUUAUACGAUGACUGAUAUUACCAGCAUAAAGAUAUCAAUGAAAUUAAAUUAGUAGAAAAUUGCCCACAAUGCUUUUUACAUCUGCUUUAUUCAUUAUACCUUAUGAAUCUGUGCAAAAUAAUGCUUUAGUAUUUUCUGAGUCAUCUCUCACUGCCUUGUCUCCAAUGAAAAUAAACAUUAACAAAA